AUGACCGAGCGCGAUAAGAGUUUACUCUACUGCCCCGGGGAACAACAACUUCCCAUGAACACCCCCCCAAUCAUGUCCAACACACAACCUGCAACACUGGGAGGCCUCAAUGUGAUCGCCCUAGUCUCAGGCGGAAAAGAUUCCCUCUUCUCCAUCCUCCACUGCAUCCGCAAUGGACACAAAGUAAUCGCCCUAGCAAACCUGCACCCCGAACUCAAACCCAAUACAUCGACUGCCGAAAAGGCCGCUGAAAAUGACGACGACGGAGAAAAAGAAGAAGAAGAAGAUAUUGACAGCUUCAUGUACCAAACCAUCGGUCACAGCGUUAUUCCCCUCUACGAAGAAGCGUUAGGCAUCCCACUCUACCGCGCCCCAAUCACCGGCGGGGCCGUGGAUACGUCUCGAAUUUAUAGACACGAUGCUGUCUCGCAGUCCUCUGAGAAGGACGUCCUGUCUGGAAGUGACGCGGUCGACGGUGAAGCAGACGAAACAGAGUCCCUAGUCCCACUCCUCACCCGCAUAAUGAAAGCCCACCCAGAAGUCAACGCCGUCUCAGCUGGCGCAAUCCUAUCAACAUACCAACGAACCCGAAUCGAGAACGUGGCCGGGAGACUAGGUCUAACCCCGCUCGCCUGGCUGUGGAACUAUCCCUCACUGCCCGCCCCAGCAGAGCGCGUCGCUGACCCGGCCACAGUGCGUGAAGCGGGUUUGCUAGAAGAUAUGGCCGCCGCCGGGCGGAGGAUAUUCGGGGCGCUGUCCUUGGUGAGGGGGGGUGAGUAUGAGACUCUUGCUGUUGAUGGGCCGGGGUUUCUUUGGAAGAAGAGGAUUCUUGUUGAGAAAGCUGUUAGUCGGGUCGCUGAUGGGGGCGUUGCUUAUACUUGUUUGAAGGGGGCGAGGUGUGUUUCUAAAUCUGAUGGGCAGGAGAAGGAGCAAGAGCAGGAGCAGUCUGAUAUCGCGCCAUCGGAUAUUAGAAGGCCAGCUCUGUUUGAUGGGAAAUUCGCUACACUGCUGAAUGACCUUUCGACUGGACCUGCUGACGCAAACGAUUCGACUGCCGAAACAAAUAUACCCCUAUCUCCAUCACCAUCACCAUCACCGACAUGGACAACCGAACCAGUCAGCCGCCUAACAAAAACAACCUGGACAAUCUCAAACCUCAUCGCCCCAGAAGCCGGCCCCAGCACCACCUCCCAAAUGAGCGCUAUAUCAAGCAAAAUCCAAAAAGCCCUCUCCUCUUCCCCCUCCAACCCACCCCACUCAACAGAAGACAUAAUCUUCGCAACAGUCCUCCUCCGCACAAUGGACGACUUCACCCCCAUGAACAAAAUCUACGUCUCCUUAUUCCAAAAGCCAAACCCACCCGCGCGAGCAACAGUCGCUUGCGGCGAUACUCUACCCGAUGGCGUGAAUGUGAUGAUUUCCUUCGUUGUGGAUCGAGGUGCGAGAAAUGCGAGGCAGGGACUACAUGUUCAGUCAAGGAGUUAUUGGGCUCCGGCGAAUAUUGGGCCGUAUUCGCAGGCUUUGUCUAUUCCGUUGGAAUUGGGUGAGAGUGGGAGUGAGCAUCGCCAGAACGACCAGACUAGACUGGUUUAUGUUGCGGGUCAGAUACCGCUUGAACCGGCUUCAAUGGAAGUCGCUGCAUCUACGGAUAAUGGAUCUGAGUCUGCGUUUGGAGAUUAUUCUCACAGGGCUACGUUGGCGUUGCAGCAUAUGUGGAGGAUUGGCGAGGCGAUGCAGGUUAAUUGGUGGGCAGGGGCUGUUGCGUUCCUGGUUCGUAGGGGAAAUGAUCAAACUCAGAUUCGGACUCAGGCGCGGAUAGCGUGGGAAUUGUGGAAGAAUAUCCAUACAGCGGAGAAUACUGGUGAUGACGAUGGUGAUGACGAUGAUGAAGAAGGACCGCAGUUCGAUGCUUGGGAUAUCAAAUACGGGCGACAGACCGAAGAUGUGGUAGCCCAGACCUGGAAGUUGCCUGAUUUUGGCAUUCUGGGCAGCAGCAUCAGCUCCAGUGUUAAGACAUCUACUACGUCCGUAUCGCCAUUUUUGGCAGUGGAGGUUGACCAACUUCCCCGCGGCAGUGAUAUCGAGUGGCAGGGUCUUGGAUAUAAGUGCGGAAACGUCUCGAUUGAAGACCAGGUCGAUCGUACGGCGAGUAUAGCGGAUGGAAAGUAUGCCUAUACGUGCAUUGAGAUUUCCAGCGGGGAAUCAGAUUCGAAGGAGAAGCUUGCUGCUAUUUUGAAAAGUCUGUCUCUGAAACGGAGACUCUCUCAGGCUGUGCUGUACACCACGCAGCGAGUGACAGGAGAUUUCUGGGUUGGCCAGGUCGUUCCGUGUCGAAGUGUUUGGGGUCGGGAGGGUAAAGAAUUAUUUGCGGGAGUGGUGUUGCAAGAAGAGAUUGAGAUUUCGAACUAA
Molecule: messenger RNA, 2409 nt
Organism: Penicillium waksmanii
Lineage: Eukaryota; Fungi; Ascomycota; Eurotiomycetes; Eurotiales; Aspergillaceae
Product: diphthine--ammonia ligase family protein
Exons: 3
Coding region: 1-2409 (802 amino acids)
Biological process (GO): protein histidyl modification to diphthamide
Molecular function (GO): diphthine-ammonia ligase activity
Source: RefSeq, a predicted model, not a curated record